Molecule: messenger RNA, 828 nt
Organism: Belonocnema kinseyi
Lineage: Eukaryota; Metazoa; Arthropoda; Insecta; Hymenoptera; Cynipidae
Gene: EMC8-9
Product: ER membrane protein complex subunit 8/9 homolog
Exons: 5
Coding region: 53-676 (207 amino acids)
Cellular component (GO): EMC complex
Source: RefSeq, a predicted model, not a curated record
UGGUUUGUAUUGUGUUGUGUACGACUGUACGGUACGUGUCACUCGGGUAAAGAUGGCUGACGUUUAUUUUUCUGCUCGUGCCUACUGUAAAAUUCUUUUACAUUCGGUGAAAUAUCCUCAUUGCGCAAUAAAUGGCUUAUUAUUAGCUAAAGCAAAAAAUAAAUCAGACGAGAAAUCCACCGAAUUACAAAUUGUUGACGCUGUUCCUCUAUUUCACAUAUGUCUGCACGUUUCACCCAUGGCAGAAGUCGCCCUAACCAUGGUGGACCAAUAUGCCACUCGCAAGGGCCUCGUCAUAGCAGGGUACUACUUAGCAAAUGAAAAUAUCAAUGACUUGAGUCCGGACAAGCCAGCUCACAGAACGAUGUCUGACAAAAUAGCAGAAAACUUUGGUCAAGCUUUAUUAGUCGUAGUCAACAAUAAAGAAUUAAGUUAUAAUAUGGAAGUCAACCCAUUGAGGAUUUCUCAGUUUGCCGAUGGCAAAUGGAAACCCACGGACAGAGCAAACAUAAACUUCGGCGGAGGAAAGAACGUUCAGGGCACGAUGUCGUACUUGAUGAAAGGAGAAGACUACAGGAAUCUGGUCGAUUUUGACAAUCAUCUUGACAAUAUUGCCCUAGAUUGGAAAAAUCUAGAUCUCAACGAUAGAAUAGACGAAGCUAUGGAAAAGAAUUAAUAGGUUCGAAAAUUUAGAAACUCACAAUUAGUUCAAAUGUAUCCACAAAUGUUCUGUUAGAACCUUUAUAUCUUGCUGCCAUUCUAAUGAAAGCACGUAAAUUAUGUACAUACUCCAUAGAGUUUAUAAAUGAUUGUUUCUGUUUUUAAUCA